AUGAAGGGCGUACACAUUUCGAACUACGAUAUUAUUCGAGUGUUAGGUAAAGGCAGCUUCGGAGUCGUCAGACUUGUUCGUGAGAAGAGCGAACACUGCGAGAGUCUCCGUGGAAGCAGCUCCAGCACAAGAUAUCUUGAUGGAUCUCCGACACCAAAGGAAGAAAGCCAUUCGGGUCCUUGUCGCAGAUCAAAACAGGUAUUUGCCAUGAAAGUUAUCAGGAAAUCCGACAUGCUUCGCAAUAGUCAAGAAGGUCAUUUGCGUGCAGAACGGGAUUUCUUGGUUGCUUCAGAAAACUCCCGUUGGGUAGUGCCUCUGAUUGCCGCCUUUCAAGACAACAACAACUUGUACCUUGUCAUGGAGUACAUGAUGGGGGGAGAUUUUCUCGGACUACUCCUUCGUGAGGACAUUCUUGAUGAGAACGUGGCCAAGUGGUAUCUGGCAGAAAUGAUACUUUGCAUUGAAGAAGCACACAAGAUGAACUGGAUUCAUCGUGACGUCAAACCCGACAAUUUCCUCAUCACCUCAUCUGGCCAUCUUAGAAUUUCUGACUUUGGCCUCGCCUUUGAUGGCCAUUGGGCUCACAAUCAAACAUACUAUAACGAACAACGGUACAGCCUACUACGUGACUUGGGCUUGUAUGUCCAGGGUGAUGCACAAGAUAUGGAAGAAGAGAGAAACCGACAGGAUGCUCACAAGAACAUGGACCAUAUUUAUGGCAAUGGAUCGAUGCGCAACCGCUAUCAAACUCGACAGGAGACUGCCAAUGGACCCAUUAUCGAUUGGUUGAACCGUGAGCAAAGACGCCAGUUCGCAAAAAGCGUUGUUGGAACCAGUCAGUACAUGGCCCCAGAGGUUAUCAGAGGUGAAAACUAUGAUGGGCGUUGUGACUGGUGGAGCAUCGGCGUAAUACUAUACGAGUGCCUCUAUGGAUGUACACCGUUUUUCUGUGAGAACAGACAGGCGACAAAGGCGCGAAUAAUCGAUCACAGACGGUGGUUGCGAUUCCCGUCCGACCAGCGUUACGCUCGUCCGAAUAUCGAUCGUAUACCCCUUGUGCCAGUCUCACGCAAUGCCAUUGACCUAAUGACGAGACUCCUCGAAGAGAGACAGGACCGACUCUCAGCCAGAAGAUACCGUGAGAAUGACUGGGUGCUCCGCGACAAAUCUCUUAGUAUGCGUAGCAAUCGACACAUUCACAACAACACCGGUCACAUCGUCUUCCCCCACGAUGCCGAAGACAUCAAAUCGCAUCCAUUCUUCCGCAACAUUCAGUGGUCCUUGCUACACAUGACCCGCCCACCUUUUGUGCCUCGUGUCCAUGGCGGACAGCCCAUCACCAAGUACUUUGAUGAUGAGGCCGAUAUUCUCACCGCAUCCGAUCAUCUCGAUUCUUCCAGCUACGAAUUUUUGGAAGUAGCAGAAGAGACAGCACCGCCUUUUGCUGCUGCUGCUGCUGCUGCUCCCACAGCAAACGUCGAUCCCCUGGCCAUGGCAAUGGAUCCCCAAGUCCGUAUCCCUGGGAUCUUCGAACAAAUUGCGUGGGAUAGGCUAUGUACUUCGUUCAAGAAGAUACCAAGACGGAAAAGGGAGAAGAAACGACCUCGCGACAAGCUGCUCCGUGAUCCAGAAGUUGGUCGCGGGGUACUGGAGAUCAGGAAGAGAGGUGCUUUUGUAGGGUACACAUAUCGAAGGCCUAGGUUCUCACUGCCUGAUUUGGAGGAUAAGACUAUGGCGGCGAGACCGCCUAUCGCACGGCCCGGUAUGACUGCCACGAGUGCCUAG
This is a messenger RNA of Bipolaris oryzae ATCC 44560, 1785 nucleotides long. RefSeq lists its product as uncharacterized. NCBI's taxonomy places the organism in Eukaryota, Fungi, Ascomycota, Dothideomycetes, Pleosporales, Pleosporaceae. Gene Ontology annotation, biological process: intracellular signal transduction; peptidyl-serine phosphorylation. The transcript is spliced from 3 exons. The record is from RefSeq and is a predicted model, not a curated record. Gene Ontology annotation, molecular function: protein serine/threonine kinase activity; ATP binding. The coding region runs from base 1 to 1785 and encodes 594 amino acids.